Messenger RNA from Rotaria sordida, 1263 nucleotides. The record is from the annotation of a GenBank genome assembly. NCBI's taxonomy places the organism in Eukaryota, Metazoa, Rotifera, Eurotatoria, Philodinida, Philodinidae.
AUGGCAGCAAAACAGAUUGUCACAACAUAUGUUACUGAACCGCCAACUACUACCAAGACGGGAACAUCAACAGAAUCAACAGUAGGUUCUGUUCAUAAAAUUAAUAUGCCUGACGAACAAAUAAGUCUUACGGCACCAGUGAGUGUUGUUUCAGCAACAUCAUUAUCAAAUCCCAAGGGUGGCGGCGCAAGAGGAGUAUUUCAAAGUCCAAGCACAUAUGUUAGGAACCUUUGGACACAAAUUUUGGCAUCUUCGCCCAUGGAUAAAUUAUUUCUUCUAGUUUUCGUUAUCGUAUCAGUGAUCGGUAUUGUUUUGAUCAUUGCAUUAAAUGCUGCAUUGCAUCGUUCCAUCGGAACAACGUUCACAUGCAAUCUAACAUAUACUUGGAAUACCACUGGAACAAUAUUUGUCCCUGAUACAUUACUUGAGUCACCUCAAGGGAUCUUCAUAAAGAAUAAUAUUGCCUAUAUAUCGGAUGCUGCUGAUACGCCUAUUAUCUAUUCAAUAACAACCACUGGAACAACAUUGACAGCAACUAUAACAAGCGCCGGACUGUCGAGUCCUCAAAUUGUCUAUGUAGAUCAAUCAAAUAACAUGUUUGUACCAGAUUAUGAUCACGCAUGUGUAUUUAAGUUCACAACUUUCGGUAAUGUACCUACAACGCCAGUCGUAGCUGGUUUAAUUGAUACUCCAGGUAGUAAUCUUAGUCAACUAGAUGGUCCAACUCAAUUAGCUUUUGAUUCAACAGAAACAUAUAUGUUUAUUGCGGAUUCAAAUAAUAAUCGAAUUAUAAGGUUUUUAACAACUGCAACGACUGGCGAUACAGGAGUUGUUGUUGCAAGUGGUACGGACUAUGGAAUUAAUGAACCUUAUAAUCUAUAUUAUGAUUCAUCAUCCGACUAUUUAUAUAUCGCAAAUGCACAAUCAGGUAUAGUCAUAAGAUGGAAACCAUUCGCUUUAAGUGGUACCGUAGUUGCUGGUGUUGCAGGUUCAAGUGGAUCAUCCUCAAGUCUACUCUAUGGACCGGGUGGUGUUUAUUAUGAUGCAGCAACACAACUAUUGUAUGUUGCGGAUGUAGGGAAUGGACGUAUUAUGGCAUAUUGUAAUAAUGAUGCAUCGGGAAUAAUGAUUGUCGGAACUGGUAUACCGGGAAAUGGACUAACGCAACUCGGAGCUCCCUACACGAUGGCGUUUGAUUCAAGUUGGAAUCUAUACGUUUUGGAUUCUAGUAACAGUCGUGUACAACAAUUCAUUAGACUAUAA